Messenger RNA from Scaptodrosophila lebanonensis, 678 nucleotides. RefSeq names its product proteasome subunit alpha type-4-like. The transcript has a single exon. The record is from RefSeq and is a predicted model, not a curated record. Gene Ontology annotation, cellular component: proteasome core complex, alpha-subunit complex; proteasome core complex; cytosol. NCBI's taxonomy places the organism in Eukaryota, Metazoa, Arthropoda, Insecta, Diptera, Drosophilidae. Bases 1 to 678 code for a protein of 225 amino acids.
AUGGCGAAUCCCCUGGCGGAAGCUAACCUCAUCAAAGUCAAAUACGCCUUUCAGAUCGUCUCGGAGGCCGGCCUGUGCUUGGGCAUCAAGGCCAAGGAUGGCGUCCUCAUAGCCGUAGAACGAUCAAUGGAGUGUCGAAACACUCCGUCCCAGAAGAUAUUCCAGGUGAAUGACAAUGUGGUCUGUGCCGUGACGGGCGUCCAAUCGGACGCCUCCCUUCUGAUGAAGCAGGCGCUCAUGAGUGCCGAACGCUACGAAAGUCGCCACAGGCGACCCAUGUCCUGUGCAGAGGUGGCAUUCGAGCUGAGUGAUGCGAAGCGCACCUACAACCAGGCCGACCAACUCUGGACCUUGGCCGUAUCCAUACUCUACAUGGGCUGGGACGCCAAAUGCUGUUAUCAACUGAUACAGUCUCAUCCCAACGGCUCCUACACUGGCUGCAAGUCGGCAUGCAUUGGAAACAAAUUCGACAUUGUAUCGGCCAUGCUGAGGCAGGAGUUGUGCGGCAUUGAAGCCAUCACCUUGGAGGAAGCCAAACAGCUGGCCAUCAAAGUUCUGAGCAACAGCUUCGCCGACUUUUCAGCAGCCAACUACGAAAUAGCUACUUUGCAGCGUGCUCGCAGUAGAACGGUCUACGAUGUGCUGCGAGGCGCCGAUGUGAACAAGCUAAUUAGGUAG